Alnus glutinosa is the source of this 728-nucleotide messenger RNA. Its product is annotated as peptide chain release factor PrfB1, chloroplastic-like. The coding region runs from base 366 to 614 and encodes 82 amino acids. The transcript is spliced from 3 exons. The record is from RefSeq and is a predicted model, not a curated record. Lineage: Eukaryota; Viridiplantae; Streptophyta; Magnoliopsida; Fagales; Betulaceae.
AUAAAAAAUAAAAAUAAAUAAAAAAUAAAAAUAAAAAUAAAUAAAAAAUAAAUAAAAUAAAUAAAUAAAAAAAAACCAAAUGUUUGAGGAGUUUUCCAACAAAUCAAACAAAUUAUUCCUUCAUAACACAAAACCAACAUAAUCCAUCUUUUGUUCUUCGUCCCAACCGAGAGAGAGAUUAGAGAGAGACCGUGAGAGAUGGAGAGAAUCAGAGAGAUUUUGAGGGAGGCGUGCGGUGGGCUAGCCACUGUUUGGGGCGGACGACGGCGCCGGGGCCGCUGGGUCACGGCCCAACGCCGGUGAGGCCAAAAAGCUUGGAGUUCCGGCAUUUUCUCGGUAUACAAACAGUAAAAAAUCCAUUUUUUAUGGUUUUAUUUGCGACACCAGAGAGCCAAUUGAGUGUUGGGGUUGAUGCUGAUGCAAGAGAAUGGGUAAUGCAAGAUCAAACAGCAAUCUCAUGUAAAUUAUGCUCCAAGACUGCUCUUGUAUUGCUGGCAGAUUUUUAUGCCUUGAGGAGGGAUGUAGAGACUGCUUCAGAACAUGUUAAAGAGAUUAGAGCUUCUGCUGGUCUGCAGCAAUUAGAACAAGAACUUGCAGAUUUGGAGUUGCUUUAAAGAUAAUAUACUGACUUUUGAAAUUGCAUGAUAUAUGUUGAUGUGUGUGUUUGUGUGUUACAAUCAUUAUGGCGCUUAUAUAUUUCAAAUAAUUUUAUUUACUUCCUUCUCCAA